Notothenia coriiceps (black rockcod) is the source of this 330-nucleotide messenger RNA. RefSeq names its product phosphorylase b kinase regulatory subunit alpha, liver isoform-like. Gene Ontology annotation, biological process: glycogen metabolic process. NCBI's taxonomy places the organism in Eukaryota, Metazoa, Chordata, Actinopteri, Perciformes, Nototheniidae. The transcript has 3 exons. The annotation marks the transcript as partial. Gene Ontology annotation, molecular function: calmodulin binding. The record is from RefSeq and is a predicted model, not a curated record. Gene Ontology annotation, cellular component: phosphorylase kinase complex.
AGCGUGGUGAAGCUAAUGAGAGGCAUCCUUCAGUGCAUAAUGAGACAGAUGGAUAAAGUGGAGAAGUUUAAAUACAGCAGAAGCACCUCAGACUCGCUCCAUGCUAAGUACAACACCAACACCUGUGCUCCGAUAGUGGGAGACGAUGAGUGGGGUCACCUGCAGGUCGACGCAACCUCCCUCUUCCUGCUCUUCCUCGCUCAGAUGACUGCUUCCGGUCUCCAUAUCGUCUACACUCAAGAUGAAGUGGACGUAGUUCAGAAUCUCAUGUUCUACAUCGAGACGGCUUACAAAGUGGCUGUAAGUGUCCUUCCAUUGUCAAAGCCCUAG